AAGAGUGAAAAUUCGCCAUCUUAAAUAUUUUCCAGUGGUUUACGGAGGGACAUCCGUUUGAGGAAUAAAUUCCGUUCUCGAUACAAUAAUCUGUAUAACUUUAAAAUACUAACAAGUAGACAAAGGAUACCUGGCAACAUCGAGGAAGUAAAGGAUUUAUCAAAGACUUAAUGAAAUGUUGAGCAGUUUGAAGUUAAUUGAACCAUGAACAGCGAUCUUAUAGUGAAAUCUCUGUGUUUUCACGGGCAACCUCUACAAAAGAUUUGGGAAGGAGAGCGUGGCAACCAUGAUUUGCCCCGGCUGGGAAUCGCGAACCCCGACUAUUCUGUUUACAUGGCGCGGCAGAAAAAUUUAACGUUCCAAGAUCGUGCCAAACGCUUGAAACUCCAUCAAUUCGUAGCACGUAAUGCAUCUAUCCUUUUCGACAGUAAGCUUAUUGAAGACAUGCCCUCGGCGAAACGUAGAGAAAAGCCUAACGCGUUUCCGGUUGUGAUGCCACCAUAUGAGGCAUUUCUGAGCAAGUCUAUUGAUAAAUCAAAGCACGUGGCCGAAAUAUUAGAGGUAAUACAACCUGGCGAUAUCAUAUACGGGAUGGUUUUGUCGCGAACAGCUUAUGGUGUUGUGGUAAAAGUUUUAUGUACCGGGGAGCCGGUGUUUCGAUAUUUAGCUGAUAUUACAAUAAAGGCAUAUGUUGUGACCCAAAACCUAGUGCCAGCUUAUGAUAAAAAAGGCAAUCCCAAAACAUAUAAUGCAAACGAUUAUGUUUGUUGCGAGGUUUUAGAUGUUUCAGCCGACGCAGAUCGAAUGGUGCUUGGAAUGAAAGGUGCACUGACUAUCGACGCUAAGGCUCCAUUGGGAUUAAUAACGGCCGAGCAAAUGCCUGAAUAUUAUAAGAUGUUCACGGCGAAUGAUGAAGCUACGGUGGAAGACUUAUUAGGAAAGUCAAAAGCGUUUCAGAAUCCAAAUUGUGUUGACCUUCUAUUUCAGGAAAGUGGUCUAGACCCUAAUGAAAUUUAUAGCAAUAUACCAGCUUUAAAAAAUCGUUUCCCACAACAAGAAUAUGCCACUGAACUGCGGCAAAUCCAGGCGAGUAAGUGGGCUUUUCGUUCUGUGGCAGAUGGCAUCGAACAUUUUAAAGUGGGGCGUCAUUCAGAAGCAUUUCAAUGUCUGAAUAAGGCCCUUAGUAUUGACCCUCGCAACGUGGAAGGGUUGGUUGCCCGUGGUGCUUUGUAUGCAAACAGCGGAUCAUUUAAAAAGGCGGUCGAUGAUUUCGAAACUGCUUUGAAACUGAACCCUUACCAUGCAAAUGCCCGAAAAUAUAUGGGUGAAACGCUUGUUGCGCUUGGUCGAAGUUACGAAGAAGAGAGCCGUGUCGAUGAGGCUCGUAAAGCUUACAUGGACUGUUUGAAUAUAAUCCCACAUCAUGAGGAUGCUAAGAGCUCACUAGACUUCCUCAAUAGUAAAACUGGUCAAGGAAAGCAAUUAAUAGAUGCUAAUGAGUUAGCGUUACCUGCAUUUUCAGGAACCAUAAUCAAGAAGGAAGUGGAAUCGAAGAAGGACAGAAGUUCCAAGAAGAAAAACAAAAGUCGCAAGCGAAAAGAUUCGUCAAGUACAUCAUCGAGCAAUGAUUCAAGUGACUCCGAAUCGAAUAGUUCAGAGUCGUCUACUACAAGCGAUUCUUCAAGUUCAUCAACAGAUUCGGAAUCAUCAGAAGAUCCAUCGUUUAAAAGUAAAAAGAAAAAUCACAGCCGAAAAAAAUCACUAUCACCGCUUAGUAAGCGCAUGGCUUUGAUGGACGAGCAACAUCCACAAUCGUGCACGACUCGUUAUCAGUUCAAUCAACCCUUUCAUCUGGCAAACACUUCUUCGGCUUCGGGUCAAGAUGAUUAUGAUUCAAAAGUUCGCAAUUUCCUAAACAUGACAAACGAAGAUGAAGACUAUGAAUCCAGAGUUCGGAAAUUAAUAGAAGAGGCGUCAAAGCACAAAAAAGAUCGAAAGAAUGACGAAAAGUCGAAGAAAAAAGACAAAAAGAAACAGAAAAAAAUGAAAAAAGAAAAUAAGAAGGAAAAACGUCGUAAGGAAAAAUCAAAGAACAAUUCUGAUUUAUCGCAGUUGGAAAAUAUGGAAUUAAAGGAGGCGUUGAAGAUUUUGAAAACGCUUCCAGUGCCUGGUUCGGGGGGAAAAUCAAUACAGGAUGAUCUUGAAGAAUGCCAGAAAUAUGAACAGAUUGUGGACCUGUUGCAAAAGAGACGAGAGCAGUCAAUAACCUCAAAAGAGCAACAGUCGACAUCAAAAUUAGUUGGAAAAUCGGGUCCAUACAGCUCGUUCGAAAGAAAUAUUGAAAGGGAUUCAUCAUUUAACUCUAAUCAGCAGCAGUCACAGUUGUCCGCUUCUAAACCACAGUCUCCACCACCACCUCCGCCCGUUAAAAAGCCGACUACUCCACCGCCACCACCUCCGAUUAGUAUCGACCGACCCCGUCUGCCUGCUCCUAUACAACUUGCUCCAGCGAAACCUCCGGUUGUCUUGGAUAAAUUCGGUUCAUUUCGUUUGGCUGCGUUCGAUGAUUCAAAAGAUUUACCCAGUACAUCACGGAAAUCAACAUCACCGUCCCCACGCGAUCGUUAUAGCCGGUCCCUUUCAAGAUCCCGUUCGCGGUCUCGAUAUCGACGUAGAUCUCGAUCACCGCGCCGAUCUGUAUCGCGUUCAGGGAGGCGGUCGCGAUCUCCUAGGCGGUCACGGUCGGCCAGACGUUCGAUUUCGCGACGUAGAUCUCGUUCAAGAUCUGUUCAUCGAUCACGAUCUCGAUCCGUCAGGCGGUCUCGUUCUAGACGUCGUUCUUAUUCUCGACAUCGUUCAUAUUCUCGGUCUAACCGACGUCGAUUUAGUCGAACACCAGUACGUCGUCGUUCCAGGUCAUAUGACAGUGUAGACCGUCGAUGGCGGGGCAGCCGUUCACGUUCUCGUUCUUAUUCAUCGCGGUCUGGGUCCAGAAGCCCUAUAGAUGAUCGUCGUGGUGGCCGUAGACGCGGCAUGUCUUAUCGCGGCUCACGUGGUUUUGGACGCGGAUUUAGAGGAGGUCGUGGUCGAGGUCGUAGAGGUGGAUUCCGAGGAGGUCGAAGAUCACCAUUCUUUCGCCCUGGGCGACGUGGAUCAUUUGAUGAUCGAGAAAGCCAUCAACGUGAUGACCGAAGUAGUGGCGACGAAGAUAGUUACAAACGAAAAGGUAGAAAUCGGGACAAAGACAAAGACGGUAUCGAUGGCAAAUGGGCUCAUGAUAAGUAUGAGAAAUCGAAACCGAUUGAUGCUGCUGAAGAAGAGGAGAAUUGGGACGAUAAUCCAUCGAAAGUGGAUGCAAUCGAUGAGACUGUAGAAGAAAUUGACAAGAAGAUCGAUCAAGCUCAGAAGGAAAGAAAGGAGGAAAUUCUGCAAAGAGAUAAGGAUCUACUAAAAAAGCCAACACCAAAUAAUUUGCCAUUUUAAUUAUAUUUGGUUUUAAUUGAAUUUGUUUGGCAUAAUUUGUGGUUUAAGUCUAAUAUUUAGAGGACGUAAUGAAUAUAUCUUCAUCUUUAUUAAAUAUUCUUUGAAAUAAAUUUCUUCAAAAUCGUAAA
Hermetia illucens (black soldier fly) is the source of this 3611-nucleotide messenger RNA. Its product is annotated as tetratricopeptide repeat protein 14 homolog. NCBI's taxonomy places the organism in Eukaryota, Metazoa, Arthropoda, Insecta, Diptera, Stratiomyidae. Gene Ontology annotation, molecular function: protein binding; nucleic acid binding. The transcript has 11 exons. Bases 205 to 3483 code for a protein of 1092 amino acids. The record is from RefSeq and is a predicted model, not a curated record.